UUCUGUUUCUCUUUUUGACUGAUUAUCUACUUGUGUUGUGAUGUGUGCGAGUGGGAUAUGAUCAUUUUCGAUUGACAAUUUGUGCACAAGUCGUGUAUCGCGUUACUUGCAAUGGCAAAAUAUUGCCUUUACCUACAACAAUAAAAAUAUAAAUUUUAAUCAGUUAUAAACAUAUACUUAUUUAAUUUGUUGUGGUGUAAACAUUUUGUGAUCGCUUCUUAAAUAGAAACGUGAUAAAUGGCGAAUAUCUCAGUGCAAUUGUGUGUUCAGUGAUUGUGGCUAUGAACCGUCGCUGUUCGCAGUCGGUUCGGACGCUGGUUUUCGAUGAUUCGGACUGUGAUCCGCCGAAAGCCGAACAGAAGGACCUCUCCUCAGCUGAGGUUCCAUCAUCGCUGAACCGGAGCGCUGAAGAUGCGGGCACGGCGUCGCGCGAUAGCAAUCUUGUGCGCUUGCGCCGCUCCGCGCUUGGAAAAUCAGCGCCGACGCUCUCCGUCCAUGUGAAAGAGCCAUGUGUAGUGUCGCGGCGGCCCUCGAGGCUGCCGCCGCCGCCCCCACACCACAGGCUUUCACUCGUUGUGGGGUCAGGUAGAUGCAGCUCCCCGGGCACAGGACCGCUGUCCCCGGCGGAGGGCCCCCGGUGGCCCCACUCGCACCACCCGCACCCGCUGCACCACGCCUUGCUCUCGUCUAGCGUGAAGCGCGGCAAGGAGCUCGAUGGCCGCAGGUGGUCGGUGGCGUCGCUGCCCUCCUCCGGCUACGGGACCACGCCAGGCAGCUCUAGUUUGUCAUCACAAUGCUCGUCGCAAGAGAGGCUGCUGGCGGUGCAGGCGACGUGCGAGCCACCGCCGCGCGCCCCCUGCCCCCACUGCCACCAACACCAGAACUCGCUCAAUAGCUCGCAAGGCAGCGGCAUGAACAACUGGGCGUCGCUGUCAGACAGCGGUGGCAGCGGACACGCGGCGCGUGCACCCUCGCCGCAGAGUCCCGCUCGACGGGUGCGCUCGCGCAGCCUCAGCUCGCCGUCGCGGUCGCCGGGCGGCGGCGCGGGCGCAGCGGGCGAGGCGCGCGACGACGCGGUGUCGGCCAUGUCGGCGCUGUUCGCCGCCAGGUUCCCCGCCGCGCAACGAGCCAUGGAUGACAAAUUGAGAGCCCUGAUAGAAGAAGUGACCGAAUUAGACAAGAAACCAGAUCGGCCGCCGAUAGAGAGAUUUGUCCAGAGACAGGUAUUGGAGAUGGCUCGCGACUGCCUGCACAAAUCCGAGUCCAAACAGGUGACCAGCAGCUAUUUCUACGAUAUGGCGGACAGCUUGGACCGGUUACUGGCGGAGACGCGCGAGAAGUCGGCGGAGGCGGGCGCGCAGGUGGCGCCGCUGGUGACGCGGUUGGUGCUGGCCAUGGCGCGGCCGGCCCGCCUGCUCGAGUGCCUCGAGUUCGACCCCGAGCGCUUCUACCGCCUGCUCGAGGCCGCCGAGGGCCAGGCGCGCCACAUGCAGGGUAUAACGACGGAUAUCCCUCAGUAUAUCAUCCACAAGCUGGGCCUCUCGCGGGACCCGCUUGCGGAGCUGCACGCACCGCCACCGCCGCCGCCCCCGCAGACCUCCUCACCAUCUAAGUCGCGGGGCCGGGUGUCCCCGCCGGGCGGCUCGGGUGGCGCGCCGCCUUCAGAGAGUGACUACCAGGUGAUCAAGCUGAUAUCCAACGGGGCCUACGGCGCCGUCUACCUCGUCAAGCACAAGCAGACCCGGCAGAGGUAUGCAAUGAAGAAAAUAAGUAAAAACAAUUUGAUACUAAGAAAUCAGGUGGAGCAGGCGUUCGCUGAGAGGGACAUACUCAGUUUUGCUGACAACCCAUUUGUGGUGACUAUGUACUGCUCGUUCGAGACGAGGCGGCACCUGUGCCUGAUCCUGGAGUUCGUAGAGGGCGGCGACUGCGCCACGCUGCUGCGCGCCGGGCCGCUGCCGGCCGACAUGGCGCGCCACUACUUCGCGGAGGCCGUGCUGGCCGUCGAGUACCUGCAUUCCUACGGCAUCGUGCACCGCGACCUCAAGCCCGACAAUCUGCUCAUCACGGCAACUGGCCACAUAAAGCUAACUGACUUCGGACUCAGCAAGAUGGGUCUUAUGUCAUUGGCAACGAAUCUAUACGAGGAGUACGCGGACCGCGAGGCUCGGCAGUUCUCUGAUAAGCAGGUGUGCGGUACGCCCGAGUACAUCGCGCCCGAGGUGAUACUCAGGCAGGGUUACGGCAAGCCGGUAGACUGGUGGUCUAUGGGGAUUAUCCUCUACGAAUUCCUGGUCGGAUGCGUGCCGUUCUUCGGUGACACACCUGAGGAAUUGUUUGCUCAUACGGUCAACGACGACAUCGAGUGGCCGUCGGAGGAGGACUUCCCGAUCGCGGCGGAGGCGCGCGGCAUCAUCACGGAGCUGCUGGCGCGCAACCCUCGCGACCGCCUCGGCACCGGCGGCACGCACCAAGUCAAGGAGCAUGUAUAUUUCUGCGGACUGGACUGGAACAACUUACUGCGGAGGAAGGCGGAAUUCAUACCGCAGCUGGAGAACGACGAGGAUACCAGCUAUUUUGACAGCCGAUGCGACCGAUACAACCACAGCGAGGUGGACACGGACGAGGCGGCGGAGGGCGCGGAAGGUGCCGAGGACGCAGUGUUCGCCGCCUUCUCGAGCACCUCGCCGCAGUGGCGCCGCCACUACCACCACUCGCAUUCACACUCGCAUUCACACUCACACCCACAUUCGCAUUCCGCGAUCUCGCACGACUCGAGGAGCACGGACAGCUGGCCGGGCACGCCGGACAGCGCGGGACCGCCCACCACACCCACCGCGCCCACCGCAGCGCUGCAUCAUCAUCCCAAGUGUCCGAUGGUGGGCGGCAGCGCGUCGACGGCGGAGUCGUCGCAGACGGACUCGGACGACGUGUCGCCGGCCUGCCGCCGCCGCGCCACGCUGCGCCCGCACGCGCCGCCCGCGCCGCCGCGCCGGCCGCGCCCGCACCACCACCCGCCGCCGGCUGCUGCGCUCGCCCUCGUACCGAGGACGUCAGACAUCGUAAAAAAAGAAGAGAGGAGUAUAGAAAAACCGGAGAAGUCGAAGCCAGCGUUCCUGGCGACGAAGUCGAUGCGACGUUCGGCGAGCACGUCCGGAUUAUCGCUGGUCAUACAUCCAGCGGACGAGGCGGGCGGCGCGGGGUCCCCGUGCGCGGGCAACACGUCGUCCACCAACUCGUCGCGCGACUCGUCGCCCUGCCGCGACCCACCCUCGCCCUUCGCGCUCGCCAACCACUCUUUAAUUCAGUCGUCGAAGCCCCCGAUCGUGGUACGGCGCGGCCCGCGCGGCUUCGGCUUCACGAUCCACACGGUGCGCGUGUACUACGGCGACACGGACUACUACACCAUGCACCAUUUGGUCUCGGCGGUGAGCGAGCAGGGCGCGGCGUGGGCGGCGGGGCUGCGCGCCGGCGACCUCAUCACGCAGCUCAACGGCGAGUCCGUGCAGGGACUGCUGCACACGCAGGUGUUACGGUUGCUACUGGCGGCGCCACAUGCUACGUUACGCGCUACGCCUUUGGAUCAGACCACUAUACAGGCGGGCGGGCGGCGGCGGGCGGGCGGCGGGCGGCGCGCGGCGGCGGCGGCGCGCGCGCGGCCGCGGCGGCGCUGCUCGCUGUUCCGCCGCAUCUCCACCAAGCGCGCCUCGCAGGAGAUGCACCAGAUGGUGUCGGGCAGCAGCGUGGGUGGUGUGGGCAGCGGCGAUUGUCCCUCAUCGCCCGCGUCCUCCUCACCCGCCACCGACAGCCCCCUGCACACCACUACGCACUACCAGAGGCCGUCGUCGCUGCACGGGCUGAAGCACAAGCUGGUGGCAGGCGGCGGUGCGGGUGGUGCGGGGGAGGUGCGGCGUGCGUCGCUGCAGCACAUGCCGCUGUCGCCGCUCGCACGCACGCCUUCACCUUCGCCGCAGCCGCAGCCUGCUUCGCCCACCAGCCGGUGCGAGGCUCGCAGCCCGUCGCCGCUGGCGGGCGCGUGCGUGGGCGGCGUGGGCGGCGUGGGCGGCGUGGGCGGCGCGGGCGCGGCGGCGGCGCGGGACUGCGGCCGGCGCGCCUGGGCCCGCCGCGACCCCGCCUCGCCGCUGCUGCGGAGGGCGCUCUCGCCGGACAGACUACACCCCCGCUCAGCGGAGUCGAAAUGCUCCAUAUCGCCGCUGUGCUGCGGCGGCGUAGGGGUGACGGUGGGUGUGGGGGUCGGCGUGGGCGUGGGCGUGGGCGUGGGCGUGAACGUGGGCGGCAGCGGCUCGCGGCGCGGUGUCGUGUGGCGGGCGCCCGCGCCGGCACCGCCCACGCCGCCGCCGCAGGACAAGGCCGACGAGCCGCUGCUGCCCAGGAUAGCGGAGGAGAAGGACUCGCCCACGCAUCACGCGAGGAAUCUGCCUAAUUGGACGCCAGCGAAGCAGCCGACACCAAGCAUCUUCACGUCAUCGCCGAAGCCGAGCUUGGACAAGUCGUCGUUCGAUGCUUCCACGUCGUUCGCUUCGCUGUCGCUGUCGGACGAUUCCUUCGCGGACGCCUCGGCGGAGACGUCCAAUAUUGACACUUCCAAGGACAUCAAUAUGGACGACAGUCGAACCAGCUCGGAUAGUUUGACAACAGAUGACAAACAUAAAAAGCAAACCAUCCAAGAACCUGCCCCGCCGCCAAUCGUCCCUGAACAGCCGAAGGCUAGGAAAAGGUCGGACUCUAGCCUAAAAGAGGAAGAAGUCAAGGGUAAAGAUAAAAAGAAAGAGAAGCCAGAAUUAAAGAAACAAGAUUCGAUUAAGAAAAUCGAGAAGCAAGAUGUGAAAGAAGAGAAAAGUGUGGAAGUUAAAACGGAGGAGAAAAGUAAACAAGAGAAAGUUAUGGAGAGGGGCGGAUCUAUUAAGAAGACCGAGAAGCAGGAAAAGGCCGAGGCGAAGAAGCAAGAGAAGCAGGAGAAGGCAGAGAGGAAACAAGAGAAGAUAGAGGCAAAGAGAUCAGAGUCGAUUAAAAAGAGUGAAGCAUUGAAGAGGCAAGAGUCUGUUGACCCGACGAAACAGUCUCCCGAAUCGGGGGCGGCGGGGACGUCGGCGGCGGCGACGGGGGCGGGGACGGUAGCGGAGUGCGAGGGCCGCAGCAAGAACAGCAUGGUGAGCAAGCUGCUGGGCGUGAUGGGCCGCAAGGGUCGCGACCGUGACGACGACGAUCAUCGCCCCGGCAAGAAGCACGACAAGGCCAAGAAGAAGAAUACGAAUCAGCCAAGCCAAUCACAGCCCAAGCACGAACCAACAGAGAAGUGCGAGAAACAUGAAGACGAAAGAAGAACGAAGAAGGGCAGGGGGCGUGCCUCCAGCUCCUCGUCCGGGGAGAAGUAAACUCAACUCGUGAGUUGUUUUGAACAAUUUUAAAAUAAAAUGUGACUCGAAGAGAAUGUAAUAAAAUGUUUAUACAGAUGUAUCUCGCGAUUUGUGCGUUUCUGAUAUUUUUUUGUGCUUCGUUGUGUGUGAGGUAUCAGAUGAAAUGUUGUAUUUUUAAAUUAUCAGUAGCGGUAAAUAGACCAAGGAGCGCUGGAUAUCGAUUAGUGUAUAUGGAAGAUGUAGUUAUUCUUUCUACUUUUAACAUUUGAAAUUGUAUUUAGUUAGUCUAUUUCAUAUAUAUCUGUGUGAUACGAUAAUUGUAAUGCUGGCGUCACACCGUCGUCUAUCGUGACGAAGAUUCGUGAAACGACACGAUACACGUAUAUGUAACUAAAAUUUAACUGUCGUCGCGAUAAUUUAAGUGUGUAUAGAUAAUUUUUAAUUGGCAACGUGUCAGUGUUUUAGCGCGACAAGUAUCGUUCUAUAAGGUCAGAGUAGCAUCAUUCUAUAUGAUUCAUGAUCCUGUACUAAUUACAUGAUUGAUACACAUGAAGUAUGAUAAAAUAAGAACGUAAAAAAUGAAAAAAAAAAAAUAAACAAUCGUUCUAAAUACAUACGAUAAUUUGUUUAAAAUUAUUGAUUAUCUGAUACUGGAAGGGCCUAUGUUAGAACGAUAACUUUUAGUAAAUAAAACACGAAACAUCGGCACGAUUUGUUUCAUGAAACUCGAUGCGUGUGUGGCACCAGCAUAAUAAAAAUUCUAACUUUGUUUCCACACAGUUAUAAUUGAAGGAUCUAUUUCAAUGUAUUUUUUUGUAAUGUCAAUAUGAUUGAUAAUGAAAUGUGAUUAAACCUUUUGAGGGUGAACAAAAUUCGUUACCAAUUUACAAGGUCUAACUAUAGUCUGAGGGGUAAGUUGUUAAGGUCAUUUGUACUCGUUAGAAUGCAAAUUUUUAUUUUGAAUUAAGGUCUAUCUAAUAAAUUGUGUACGUUCACUUGCUCGGUCAAUGUUUGGAGCGUGUUCAUUUAGAGUAAAAGAGAGAAGGAUACAAUUAUAGUGAGAUGAAAUAAAUAAGAUAUAUUUUGAUCUAUCCAUCUUUUACGUGUUCUUUGAAUUGGUAGGUUAAGGGGCUGGUUUCAAUGCAUAUUGGUGUUUGGUGUCGUGUUUUUAAACAUGGUGGAGCGUGUAAGAUAUUGUAAUAGGUUCGAAUUAUUUGCUCGAACAACUAUUUCGGUACGAGAAUAAUUUACGUGAGAAUGUAAUUGAGAUGUACUCUUUUUAUUUUCUAUUAUUGAUUUUUAUAAUAACCUUUUAUCGAUAAUAAAAUUAUAACGCAGUCUGUACAUAAUAUUUAUUUGAAAAUUAAUAUUUUUUUUUAUAAUUUAAGCAUAAUAAUAUCAAUCCAUCCAAAUUGUUUAAUUUAAAAAUAAACUUGAUUAAUUGAAUUCUUUAAAAUGUUGAUACAAUUUACGAUAUAACGAAACCCUAAUUCUAAUUUAGAAAUACUGCAGUAUCAAUAAAAUAUUCUGAUACUGUCUGUCUGUUAAUUCAGGAACAUUUUUAAAUAUAUAAUUGCUUGUUCAAUUGAUACAUAACAAAUAUUAUUAAAAUCACAAUCGAGUUGUAAUGAAAUGGUAUUUGUUUUGUAUUAAAAAUAAAAAUGGUAGAAUUAGCAUUCAGGUUUUUCCAUCAACAACCAUUGUAUGGGGUUUCUUUAAAGUUUAGUUGGUAAUUUUCGUGUAAUUUUAAACAGGAUAAUAAUUAUGAAAAAAAAAUGCGAGUUUGUGUGAAAUCUUGACAUCUGUAUUCUAGAUUUAAAAUACUAUAACUAAUUAUCGAAAGGGGCCAAAUCUAUGGAGCUAUGUUGUUGAAUGUUAUGUCUCUCGCUAUCACUAUUAUCCCUUAUUUUCUUAAAACUCUACUAUUUAUUGUACCUUUUUUUAUCUUUUUUAUUUAGAGGCUUUUAUCCUAUAAAGAUAUGUCAGCCUCAUCAUACCCUAAUUUUAAAAAUACGUUACAUAUUGUACUUUAAAGCUGGAUAAAUGUAAAUCAAAAUUAUAUUUUCUUAAUCCUUUGCAAUCUCCUACACACUCCACUAUGGAUGUAUACCUAAUUGUAAAAAUUAACAAAAAAAAAAUGUCGCUAUAAGCUUCCUUAGACUGUGUAUAGCUUUAGUAUUGUGAUGAACAGACGAACUGUUAUUCCCAAUCGUGUAAAGCCCAUUGUAAACUAUCAAACGGUUUAAAAUGUCCAUAUUGCUAUUUGUAUAGAAUUUUAAAACGAAUUAUACUUCUUUAUCAUUUAUAUAAUUAAUGGUUGUCAGUAUGUCGGUAAUCUAAUUGCCGAUUUGUUAAAUUGCAAUAUAUACGUCGCUAAAUUAACUCCAAAAAGCGGUCCAUCAUGCAAAUUACCAUAAUAAACUGUCAACUAGAUUAAUUGUUAACAGUCGUUUAAUUUUAGAAGGCGGCCAUUUUAGAUUCACUGGGGCGAACGAUAACAAAAUGGCGGCCAAAGUGAUACUCAAAAUAUAAGUCUCGAACGUUUGUUUAUUUACGUUAGUGGUCCUCUGGAAUGAAUUUAGUUUCGGUCUAGCUUCCCAGUAUUACAAUGUUGAGGCGUUAAAACUAAGUAUUUUUUUAAGUUAAAAAAAAAAAAACAGGAAAUUAUUGCGGUACGCGUAUUCAAGUUGUAAUUAUUAAUGGAAUCUUUUAACGUUAUUAUUAAUCUCAUUUUAAUGUUAGUUUUGAGCUGUGAUCUGGAUUACGGCGAGUGGCGGCUACGUAAUACGCCAUUACGCAGAAAUUGGCUAAAUUAAUAUUGAAUUUAGUUACAUGCAUCUUUAGAUAUAUUAAAAGGUUAGCAUUAAUUUAAUUAAUAUUUUAAUAGAGGCCAAAUAAAAUUAGGGAAUAUGCAAUUCUAAGCAAACAACACAUCACAAGUGCAUAAUAGUAUUAUAUAAGUAAUAACAAUUGUUGUAUAAAAGAAUUGACUUUUGAUUCUGUCUUAGAAAUGUUGUGAAUAUUCUUUAUUCAAAGACGAGAUUUUAAUUUUUUUUUAAUUAAAUUUUUUUUAACUAUUUAUAUUUGCAAUUAGUGUAUUUUAUUUAAAGUUCAAAUAUAACAUUCUUAAUUUAAAAUAGCGUUCUUAGGAUAAGGUCUUUGGCAGUUCAACAUCACAACUAAACUAAAAGGAUAUUUUGUCAGCUGGCAACCUGUCAAUCGCGGCACGCCGUAAGCCCAAUUGCAGCAUUAAGUAAUACUUUAGAGGUUUUUUUUUUUAAACGAACAUAUAGCUCUUAGUGACUUAUUGUGAUAUAUUAUUAUAACUUCCUAGCGUUUUAAUGCUAUGUUAGUAUUUUAAUUAGUCUCCAAGCUUUCCUAAUUGUUAUGUUUUUUUUAAAUUUGUUCUUUUUUUAAUGACUGUAUUUUUUACGUGUCGUCACUUUGUUUUUCUUUUCAUACAGGUUUACAUAAACGUUUCGUUUCAUGCAUUUUUUUAUUUCACUAUUUAAUAUUAACCUAAUCAAUCUAGUUUAUGUAAAUCGAACAGACUUACUAAUUUGUAUAUAUAAGGAGUGAAUUGAUAUAUCAUAAUUUUUAAUUACAUUCAUAUAAGAUUUCAUUUGUUUAUUAUUUUGAAGAAGAUGAAAAAUUGUUUUAAUAAAAAUAGGUUUUCAACACGUUAUGUGCCCAGAUACCUAUAAGGGCGGGUGAGCACAAGUGUCCUACUCCAUAGUGGUAAGGAUCAAAAUUGAAUGAUGUUCAAUUAUAAAUAUUUCAAAUGUUUGUGAAUUAAUAAAUGAUGUAAAAGUGAGCGAAUUGGUACAACUACCAUUGAAUUGUGUGAGCGUGCAAUUAAUCGAGUCUAAACAUGUGGCCGGUAACAGUGUUCAUAGAUAACAUACAUAUAUGUCACUCACGCCUGUCUCCCAUUAGGGUAGGCAGAAACAUUGGAACGCUAAACACUUCGAUUCUUACAAAACUUUUUCGGUUCCUCCACAUUCAUCAGUCGUUUCAUAAACGCUCAUCAUCAUCAUCAUCAUCAUCAUCAUCAUCAUCAUCAUUUGGUCGACAUAUGUCUGUCUGGGGCGGCCCCUACUGACAUCUCCAUUCAUUCUCGAUAAAUCUCUUUCGUAAUUCUUCUUUCAUCCAUCCUCUCCAAAUGUCCAAACCAAUGUCCAAACUUUUCCUUUCCGAUCUUUGACACUACAUCGUCUUUCAGUCCACACUUCUCUCUAAUCACGUUUUUUUUUUAUCACACACUUCUCAGAGCUCUCAUCUUUACAACAUUUAUCUUAUUUUCAUGGUUCUUCUGCCAUACACACGAUUCGCUUCGAUGAGUGUUGGUGUCAGUACUCUUUGAGUUAUGGCAAGACGAGUUUUGCUCGAUACAUUGCAUAUUUGCUUGCCAUAAUCGAGAGCAGUGCACCGUUAACACUGUUUCCCGCUUUCACUCUCAAUAUCUUCCUCACACCUGCCAUCCGUCGUAAACAAUGAACCCAAAUAUAGAAACUCACUCACUUACUCCACUCUUUCAUCUCCUAUUAUCAUCUGACAUGCUGUUAAACUUUUAUUCCCUUCAGAAUAACAAAUUUGCGCCUAUAAGUGUUAUCCAUAGAUAAGACUAACAAUUUCGCGCCAAAUGUUAGUAAAUCCAUAGAUAAAACAUUUGCGAAUAAAAAUUUCGCGCCAAACGAUAGUAGAUCCACAGAUAAAAUAUAUAAACAUAAUAAAUUCCCGCCAAAUGAUCGCAUUCUUAGAUUGUAUAUAAAAAUUAUAGAAUCACCGAAUGUUUAGAUCAAUUAUAAAAGUAUAACAAUUAUAUCAAACCGUUAAAUUACAGUCGAUAGACUUUCUGUUUAGAAUCUUGAAAUUAUUAUGUUCGGUUAUUUUUUUUUUUGUCAUUAGUUCAGUCAGAUAUUGCCCGUGCCAUAGCAUACUGAGCCUCCUCUAUGAUCAUAACUCGUUAAAAUGAAAAAAAAAAGGUCUUUUAUUUAAUUUCUAAAUUAAAUUAUUGCGCUCUUGAAUUUGUCUUAUUUUAUAUGAAAAAAUCGAAUAUUCAUUUAAUAUUAAUAUAUUUUUAAAGAGAUAUUAUGAUAUGAAAAUUGAAUUUAACAUAUGCAUUAAAAAAUAUCAUCACUUUUACAUUGUAUCACUAAAAAUAGUGUUCUCUAUCUAGUAACUAGUGACAUUCAUAUCUGUAGAUCCUAACAACGUUAUAUCUAGGUAUUUCAUGUAGAUUUAUAUGAUAUGCCCAAUAAUUUUACUACCACUACAGAUUGUCUAUGAUAACAUGGCAGGUCCCUUCAAAAAUUUAAAGAAUUAAAAAUAUAUGAGUAAAAAUAUAAGGUUUCGAUCAAGGAAUAUGAUAAACUUCUCUAGCCGCAUUGCUACUGGAGAUGUUUCUUUAUAAACACAAACAGAACACUCCGUCUGUAUAUAGUUAUGUUAUCUAUAUAUAGUAUAUUAAAGUAAAGUAUAAUGUGUGUAAACAUAUUGAAGUAAAAAGUAAAAAGAGGCGUGCCAUGUUUACGUAGACAAACUAUACGUAGAAAUAUCCCUUUCAGACCGGAACGAUACGGGCGUGAGUUGUAACUUUAAAAAAUUCUAAAACCGCGCGCAAUUCAUUUUUACGCACGAAGCUGAAAUAACAUGAUAGUGAGAUUCUAAACCGGCCAAUAAGAAAUCAUUUUAGCGGUUAGGUGCAGUAGUCUCGUGCGUGCCGGCAAGGUGGCCUGGCUCCAAAACACGAAAAUAUAUUUAAUCUGAAAGAAAAAAAAUCUUGGCUCUGAAAGGGAUAAGUAUGAUUAGUUGAGGAGGCUUCAAUACGAAUUGAUUUCUUUUUAAAAAUGUCUUAUGAAUAAAUAAAACACAUUUUAGUAUAAACCGUUAUUUAUUUAUACAAAUUAUCUAUUUUGAAAUUCAGACUGCGAAAUAUACGGAAAUCACAGAAAUAGUGCGCGGUCAGAAUUGUACAGACAAUUUUAAUUUUUUCUAUUUUUACACAAAUUCUUUAUCAACAAUUGGUGAAUGUAAGAACCAACGAAUGAAUGAAUGAAAGUGUUAUUAAAUAAAUUUGAGAAUACGGGCGUAUUAAGUCCACGGUGCUGUUUCAUGUCUAUAGGAACUGCUAACUGCCACCACUUUCCAUGAGGUGGGCCGUCAGCUUGUUUGCCAUUCUAAGUUGCAUAGACUGGUUUUUUUUUCCAUCGACUCCACAUUUUUAGAUCGAUAUUAAUUUCUUUAUUUUUGACAUAUUAUUUUUAAAAAUAUUAAUUAUUCAUCAACCAUUUAUUAAUUGUUCUUGAUUACUCUUUCAUAUUAUUUUUAAAUUUUAUUGUUUGACUAUUGUUUUGUAAUACAAUUAAAUUUAGAGUUAAAUAGUACAUUACUGCAGCGGCCAGCAACUGAGGCAUUGAUGGACAAACGUGCAAAUGUGGGCCGAGGCGUAGUCGAGGCACACAUACGUGAGUCCAUCAAUGCCCAGUUGUGGCCAAGGCUUGUAUAGUACUUUUCUCAAACAAUGCGCGGAAAUCAAAAACACAAUUUUACUUUUUAAGUUCAAUGACGAACAAUAAUAAUUUUUCACUCGCCAUAAUGUUCCUUUGUUUUUUUUUUCAAUAAAUAGCUUUCUAUUUGCAAGCCAGUUCGAAAUUUAAAUUAAAUCUUUUAUUAGUUACCUCCUUGGUAGCCAUGUUUCGAAGUAAAAGGUCAUUCCAUUUUUAAAUUACAGGACAGAUAUGAGUUUACAUAUUAAUUUAUCUGGCCGCAAAACACAACAGAUAUGGAUUUUCAUACAACUUUUGCCGGCCGCUGCCCGCAUGUAUCUGGCCAACACGGCAAUUUAGAUUUAUGUCUAAGAAGAUUGUCAAAAUAAUGCUCACAUUUCCAAGCAUGUUUGAGAAAAAGAUAUUUUCCCAAUUAUUUUAACAUCGAUCUCAAUACGAAAUUAACAUUAUUUUUUUUAUAUACAUCUUACUUGUUCACACAGUAAUUUUGAUAAUCAUUAUUAUAAUAUAAUUGUACUAAGUGCGUAAAUAUAAAUGGAAGAAAAUGGCGGCUUAUUUUAUAUUUCAAUCCAAUCAAUAUUAGAAACAUUCCACAAUAAAAUUAUAAAAUGAAAAUAGUUUUUUCGUUAUUUUUUUUAAUAGUUAUUUUAAUUAAAUUACUUGUCUAUUUUUGCUUGUAGCAAGAAUGAAUAAGUGGUUUUUUUUAAAUGCACUAUUAAUAAUCAAAUUAUAUGUCCAAAUGCGCCAUUUUUUACACGAAGUCUGUCAAUGUAACCAUGUAAAUUAUACAUCACAUCCCUAUUCUGAGAUGUCAUUUCUCUGAACCUAUUUUAAUUUUUUUAAUUUCUUACAUUUAAAAAUUCAUUACGAGUCAAGAUAAAUUUAUCACUAGUUUAUAGUUUUUUAAACUUUUUUUUUCUAAAUUUGCGUCUAUAAAAUUAAAAUAAUCAAAUCAAAUUAAAAUAUUAAUAAAUCUGUUUAAAUCUAUUAAAAUAUUAAUAGAAUUAGAGAAAUGACUUCUUAAAAUCGACACCAAUGUAUGCAUACUCUGUUUUAUUUUUUCAAUUUGUUAAACAUUAGCAUAUUUUUUUUUGUCGAAAUAAAUAAAUAAAUUAACAGUGCAUAAAGUAAAAGGUUUUGUAUUUGUAUUACUGUUUUCUAUACCUGUAUUAUUUUUAUAUGACGGAAAAAAUAUGCUAGAAUGAUUCAAUGAUUUGUAGAAAAAUAGAUUGCAGGUAUUGUGACGUUAAUGAUUUCGAUGUAAAGUUGCAAAGUACAUAAGAAUUUACAGAAUCCUGUUAGCAUAUAUACAUUAAAAUAGUUUCCAAUAUAUUUUUGUAUCUUUUUCAUUUGACCGUUAUGAAUAAUUGAUUUUAAUUAAUUAAAAAAUUGCCUCUAACUGUAACUAACUUACAUGUAUUGUUUACAUAGAGACAGCGGUUAACUUUAAAAAUAUUUAACGGAAAUAAUUGAGUCAGUGCUGACAAGACAAUGCUGCGCUGACUUGAAAUUAGUUUACACGGUGGCAGUAGUGGGUCAGUAAUGAUUUAUCUCGAAUUUGGAGUCAGUCACAGUGUAAACUGACACUAUUUGUACGGUUUCAUAUAUUUUAUAAUUAUUAGAGCGUUCCGUUAUUAGUGUCAAGUAUGAAUAUGAAAUGUCAAACAACCCGCGAAAAUUUAGAAUGGUUAGUUCGAAAUUUAAAUAAAUAAGGAAUAAAAAUUUUAUUCCUCUUCUUAAAAAUACAGUCGUAGGAAAUGUAUUUUUGCAACUAUAACAUGUUUUUCUUGUAAUAUAUGUACCUAAUUAUGAUCAUACAAUGUUGUAGUAGUAAUUUUAUAUAACACAAAAUACAGUUGUACGAAAUGCUUGUAAAACAAUUUUUUUUUAUUAAAAAAAAUCCGUUUUCUAUUCAAGCAAUACUCAUUCGUCUGUUUAUGAACGAGUAGAUUUAAUUCUUGUUAUUUUUUGUGCAUGGUAAUACAGGGUAAACGCUAUACAUGCCCUAUAAUAUAAUUUUAGGGAGAUUUCGUGUUGCACACAGAAAUAAAUCGACGAAUAAUUUAAUAAACUGUGAUUGUUAUUCGAUAAUUCGGAAUCUUCCUAUUUACGAAUUAGUUUAUCAUUAAUGCUAAUAACGAAUUAAUUUAUUGAAAGUAUUGUUUUUGGGGUCAUUAUUAAAUUUAUUUUUUUAGGUACAAAGCGAACACGAGUGUCGACUGUGUGUAAAAUAUUUUUUUUUAGUGUAUCUCUAUGUACUCGUAUGUAAUUCGAUUUGCAAGAUUCUCUUUUAGUUUCCAGCAUAUAGCUGGAGUAAACAAGCAUUAAAGGGAGUUGAAAUUGGGAGUGAUAUUAAAAAUAUAUAAUACCUUUUAUUUACAUUAUGACAACUCCCAAGUUGCGUUUUCCCGCUAAAACCGAGUAGAAGUCGUUCGUCUACGGUGGCCCUUACGAGCCAUGUCGUUUAUUCUGUAGCCCGCCAUAUUACUGCAGAUAUAAAUUUUUAAAUUAUCUAGCGUUUAAAAUGUUAAAUGUGAUUUAUAAAUAUGGUGUCAAUAGCGAGCGAGGGAAUUAUUUUCUCUAUUUAGAAAUAUGUGUAUGGAUCGAUAUGAAUACGAAAUAAAGUCAUGAAUUAACCGUU
Molecule: messenger RNA, 14528 nt
Organism: Galleria mellonella (greater wax moth)
Lineage: Eukaryota; Metazoa; Arthropoda; Insecta; Lepidoptera; Pyralidae
Gene: dop
Product: microtubule-associated serine/threonine-protein kinase 3
Exons: 38
Coding region: 282-5396 (1704 amino acids)
Biological process (GO): intracellular signal transduction; peptidyl-serine phosphorylation
Molecular function (GO): ATP binding; protein serine/threonine kinase activity; magnesium ion binding
Source: RefSeq, a predicted model, not a curated record